AAGGACAGUUUGAGUUAUUUGAAAAUAGUUCAUGAUAUCUUAGAGAAAGGUAUUCGUUUCAAAGAAUAUGUAUGGCCUGAAUUAGACAUUCUAAUGGAUGAUACAAAAUCUGAACAUUUAAAGGUUGUAGUUGGUGCCUUGAUAGAAGAAUGUGAAAAUCCACCUCCUCCUGUUGCAGUAUGUCUUUAUGAUGCAUGUCAGUUCAAUCAACCUAUCUAUUAUUCAGAUCCUGGCUUCAAAGGAUUUUUUUCUGUGUUUUGCUCUGAACACUGUUCUCUUCAUUAUCAUCCACAGUGUUGGAAAGAACUGAAAAAUUCCAAAGGACUGUCUGAAAAGGAGUUCUUGGCACAGCCAUGUUUUACUCCUGAUUGUGAAGGGGUAAUAUUUAAAGUUACAAGUACUACGAAGGAGGGCAUUAUUGGCAAAACAUUUCAGUUGCCAGAGUCAAAGAAAGAAACAAAACAAAAAAAGUCUAAAUUAGAGAGAAAAUUGGAAGAGAGGGAUAAUCGAAAGCGAAAACGUCGAGAUAGCAAGUGUGAUUCUAUUUCUGAUGUGACAAGUGAAGUAGCUAGUGACAAUGCCUCUCCUGUACCUCCAAUGAAAAAAGAAGGAAGUAAAUGUACUAAUGAAAUCAAGCAGAAUGAGACUACAGUUGCUUCAAAUCCCGAGCCUAAGCUCUUUUCAGAAGCUGAAACUCCAUCUACUUCAAAACUCUCAGUUGAUGCCCAACCAUUCUAUAUACUUAAAAAACCUGCUAUAGAUGAAAAUAGUCACAGAACUCCUUCAAAAGUUAAAGAACCAAAGAAGUUUAAAAGCAGUACAUUAAGUAUUGAUGACUUUUAUGAAAAUGUCAGUUAUAAUUUCGAGAAGAGAACUAGCUUUCCACAAAAAUGUUCUCAGCUUUUUUUUCCAAGUCGAUGGUCAGAUGGUAAUAUUAAUGAAGGAAAUGAAAUUAAUACUUCCGACCUGCUUGGUUCACAUGGUGGUCCUACUGAAUUGGAAAGUAUCAAGAGUAAUGUAUACUCAUAUUUGGAAGAACUUUUAACUUUAAGAGGACCUCUUCGAAUUGAUGAUCCUAUUUUAGUAGAUGAACUGAAAAAUUUUCCUACAGAGGCAAACAUAAUGAUAGCUGAUUGUGGUGGCAUUGGAGAAUUUCUGAAAAAUAACAUACGCUUUGCAUAUGUUGGGAAUACAUAUGUAUGUGUUGCUGCAGAUGUUGUAGCAGCAUACAAUAAAUGCCGAAAUUCUUUAAGUUUUAAUGAUGAAACCUUUUAUAGUUCAAACAUUAUUGAGACUUUUGAAGAAGAUGAAAACAAAUCUGUUACCUCUGGAAGUUCUUACCUCAAUCCAGAUGCAAAGGAAUACAGCCCUGUUUCAUCAAAACUUUCUGAUUUGCCACCAACUGAAAAUGUUCAAAGAAGUCAAAGUUAUACUGUUAAUUCAGGUGUAGACAAUUCUAGACGUAAUUCAGAAUCCCUUCUAUCUGUUGUAUCAAAACUGAGAAAACGUAUUGUUGUAGAUGAUAAACUCACAAGUUUUGGAAGCACUAGUUCCAUUAAUAAUGAUGAACUGUUACAAAUCAGAAAAUUAAGCAACAGUGUUCAGUCUAUCCCAUCAAAUUUCAUUUCCAGUGCAGAAAGCAACAGUGCUGAAAAUAGUUCUGUGGAAAAUAAGUUAGAUAUUAAUAUACCACAGUUUAUAAAAAUGUUACAGAAUUAUUCUAGUGAUGAAAUGAGAAAACAUCAUUUAGAUAUUGAAUCUGCAAUCAAACCAUAUUCCAUUGUCAUUUUACCAAAGACAUGUAACAGAAUCAUCCAGACAGAGGAUUGUGAGGCAGAAAAAUUAUCAAGGGGUGUUCAAAAAAGUGAUGAAGAAUUUGAGAGGAUAAAAGAGGUUGCUAUGAUAUUAGCUGAUGAUAAGCAUAUGCUUAGGGAACAAAAUGCUCAGUUGCAAAAACAGUUAGAUGUAGCCUUGGAUUCAGCUACUAAAUCUCAGAAGAAAUCUAGUGUAGAGAUAAUUAACUUAAAGGCAACACUGGAAGAAGUUUUUUCAGAACUUGAAGCUGAAAAGAAAACUAAUAAAAAUAAAGAGCUCAAAUGGGAAAAAGAAUUAAAACAUCUUCAAGAUUCUCUUAAUAAAGCAAACGAGAAAAUUGAUGAACAGAAAAAGGAAAAUGAAACUUUGAAUAUGAACCUUGAGAGUAUGAGGAUACAUGUGGAAGAUUUAAAUGAUAAAUUGAAAGAAGCAAGGGCAAAUAUAGAACAUUUAGAAGAUAAAUUGUGUGAAAACGAAUUAGCAAGAACAUCUUCUGAACUGCAAAGAAAAUUAUACAUGGAAACUAUUGAAAAUCUAGAGCAAAAAAUUCAUGAAAUGACUGAAAGAGCAAAAACUGCAGAACAUCAAGUUUUGAAACUGAAGAAAAGUGAAUUUUUGAAAAGGAUUGAUCAAAAAAUUUCUGAAGCUGGUGAAAGAAUGAAAGAAUUACAAGGAGGAAUACCCCUUAUUUCUCCAGCUUUAAAUCCAAUUAUUGUCAAAAAUAUGGAAACUCUUUUAACACAGAUACGUAGCUACAUCAACAAGCUAGGAGAAAUUCGUCAUGUGUUUAUGAGAAGCAUCGAUCAUCAGAUCCAAAGAGUAACAUCUGGCAUUCCGUUAAAAGAUUUGCCUCCCUUAGAAGUGGCAGAAUUACCUGAAAUUCCUAAAUGGAGCCAGGCAAAUGCUCAAACAAUGAACUUCCUGCCUCAACAGAUACCUUCAAUAGUAGUUCCACCUGCUAAUUCAGAAAUCAAAAUUCCUUCACUUCCAUUAGCUGCAGCAGCCACAACAGAAACUUCUGCCCCAUAUUUAAAUAGUAAAACAUCAGUUUCAUCAUUUCAACCUGCAGUUCAGAGUGGACUAUUAAAUCCAUUACUUCAGUCUUCAGUCCAGCCUGGAACAUUAAAUCCAUCACUUCAAUCUGCAGUCCAAAGUGGAACUUUAUUUAAAGAUAUGAUUACAAAGCCUGCUCCCACAUCUAGUUUGAAAAAACUAUCAUCUGAUGUACAGGAAAAAGAAAAAACAGUUUUAUCUUUGAAUAAUCCAAAAAUACCUCAACCAUCUUCAUCUGCCACAAAAGUAGAUAAUUUCUCUUCAAAUGUUUCUGAAGUUGAAGUGAAAGGUGCUAGUAACAGAAUGACCUCACCAGACUUAGAAUUAGGAUAUAAAGUUGCUGAAAAUGGAAUUGAAAAACCAACUCCAGUCUAUAAUACAGCUGAUAUUCAGAAAAAACCAGCUGUGUCAGAAAGUAAAAAUAGUUAUGAAAAACUCUUAUCUAAACUUCAGAUAAAAUACCCUAAUUAUUCUCAGGCACAUUUGGUGUCAUUUGUCAAAGAUUAUAGGUCACAGAGAAAGGGAAAACUGUCGGGUUUAACACUAGAGACUAUAAUUAAUGAAGUCAGUGAAUUUAUUGAAUCACAAGGAAAAGCAGAGUGCAGUGUAUCUGAAGCUGCUAAGAAAAGUCGAUUACUCCAGAACAGAGUACUGGUCAAUAAAAAGAUUGCCUGUGAUGAGCCUGUUGUUGUAGAAAAUGCCCCAGCUCCAAAGAAAGCUGCUUGGAAUGUUAGAAAUGAUUCAAAUAAGAACUGGUCUGGAAGUAGUAUUGAAGAUUGUGUUAUCUGUUGUGAAGAAAUGAAUUUUUCAACUGCAUAUAAAGCUGAUUGUGGGCAUCGAUUUCAUUUAACAUGUAUACGUGAGUGGCUUAAUAAGAAGAGUGACUGUCCCAUUUGCCGUGUUUAUUUGCUACUGCCAGAAGAUUACCCAGCUCUUUCUUAAAUAUUUUUAUUUUGUUAAUUAAAAUUAUAUAUUUGUAAUAAAAUAUAAAAAUAAAAGGUUGUACAUUUCA
This is a messenger RNA of Stegodyphus dumicola, 3880 nucleotides long. RefSeq lists its product as uncharacterized. The record is from RefSeq and is a predicted model, not a curated record. Gene Ontology annotation, molecular function: protein binding. Lineage: Eukaryota; Metazoa; Arthropoda; Arachnida; Araneae; Eresidae.